Messenger RNA from Dryobates pubescens (Downy woodpecker), 572 nucleotides. Its product is annotated as interferon-induced transmembrane protein 5-like. Bases 10 to 351 code for a protein of 113 amino acids. The record is from RefSeq and is a predicted model, not a curated record. Gene Ontology annotation, cellular component: plasma membrane. Gene Ontology annotation, biological process: host-mediated suppression of symbiont invasion; response to type II interferon; response to interferon-beta. Lineage: Eukaryota; Metazoa; Chordata; Aves; Piciformes; Picidae. The transcript has 2 exons.
GGCUCGGCCAUGAAACCGAAGCAAGUGGAAGUCUCCAUCCCGCUGCAGCCCCCCGCGCCCGGGACGGCCGCUGCCGCCGGCCCCGACGGCCAGCCCCGGGACUACGUGCUGUGGGCGCUGCUCAACGUGCUGCUGGGCUCCGCGCUCGCCUACCUCGGCUGCUGCUGCUUCCCUGCGCUCGUCUACUCCAUCAAGGCCCGUGACUGCAAGGUGCUGGGGGACCUGGAGGGUGCCCGGCGGCAUGGUGCCCGUGCCAAGGCGCUGAACAUCGUCGGCUCCGUUCUCCUGGUUCUCAGCGUGGUGAUCAUCGCUGCCAUCCUCUUCUCUGCCUUCACACUCAGAACUCCCUGAACCGCACACGGCACAGCCACCGACCUGCUUGCUGCCCCCCGGGAUGCUCCUCCUCCCCCCUUGCCCUCUUCCUCCCAGCAUGUCCCCACUUUGGGUGCCUGGCACGGGGGGAGAGGGAGCGAAGCCCUGUGCCCCUCGCUGCCCACAGCCCUGGGUGUCCUGGCCCAGCCACCGCCUGGCAGGGGGUGGCUGCUCCACGCUGGGGUGCGGCAGACAGCGCU